GUGGUGACCCGGCCUUGGCUCCCUAUCUGGGGAGUAUCUCGAGACCUUAGUCUCCCAUGGGAGGAGGUACAAGUACCCCCUCAUCUUUGGGACCAAGUGUCCCCAGGCCUAGCCACAGUCCCCGUCCUCACGGGGCUCGUAGGGAGAAGCUAGGCCUCUGGUCUGCCAUCUGCCCCGCCCCAAAGGGGCUCGUGGGGAUGGCAGUCUUGUGAGCUGCAGGUGGUAGCAAGCUCAAACCUUGACAAAAAUAUGAUGGACAUAACGUAACAUUCAAAUUAUUCAACAAUAACUUCACUUCCAUAUAUGUGAAUGCUAUAAAAACAUACUAUAAAUAAUAUGAAGUUCACUUGUUAGACUGACAUUACUCACGAAUAAAAAUACCGCCAUAAAUGAAAAGCAUUUUACGCAAAUAUAAGGCACAUUAUCUUUAAAAAAUCUUAACUAUAAAAUCUAGCACAGCCUCACUUGAUCGCGUAAUGCUCACACUAUAAUUUCUUUUUCGUGAUGUGCCUUUGUUGCUAGUCUCACAACAUAACCAUAUAUUAUAGCUAAUGAUCGUAACAAUUCAGCCUAACACUCACAUUACCGGGAAUACCUAGAUCCCUCAAACUGUAUUCCCUGUAGCAGAGGCGAGAAGGAUACAUUAUAAUUUAUACCUGGAAAAUACUACACUUGUUCCAAAUCUACACACUGAGACAAGGCAGACGAUGCAAAAUACUCCAGAUAAGGAAUAUGAAUGCAAUAGGUUAACUAAGAUAUAAUUUAUUAAGUAUAAAUGACACAUAUGUAAUGAAAAUUACCAACAGACCCAAAAGAAUCUUUCAUGAGAAAACAUUAAAUUCUUUCAAACAGUUUCUAUGAUUAGUUGGUUAAUGGAUGUAGAGUCUAUCCAUUACAUGAGGUGUCACAAAAUAAUGGGUUCCAUUUGUGAAAUUAUGAGUAUGUAUCGUAGGGAGAGUAAUAGGAAGGGAUGUAGCUUAUGUACUCUAGAUUCCACAACAUCAGUUACUUGAGCGAGCAGUGGUGAGUCACCAUGUUACAAGCUUGUCUUGAGAUAAGAUAGUCUUUAUUUAAUCAGGAGAGUCUUUUAUCAGGAGUGUGUUAGAGAAUAAUAUUAUUAUCCAUUUUAAUAGUUGAAGGACUUGGGACAAAAACUAAUCAAUGUAUUUUUCAAUUGCUGGCCAUCAUAAGAUAGGGUUAAUGAAUGCCAACAUGUAAACAAGACAUAUCGAAAAAUAGUUUUACUUAUAUAUUUAUAGCCAUACAUAUAAAGUUUUUCAUAUUUAUAAAGCAUCCUGUGAGGUUUAGCCUCUUAGCGAUCCUCCAGGUCUUGACCCAGGUGUUGACUGAUGGACAUUACUGAUGUCUGAAAUUGCUUAUGGACGUGACUUCAAGCCAUGCAUUCUGCCACACAUUCAACGCCCCCUUCAUCUGCACCGCGAGCAUCAGCAGCAGUACAACCACACGCACCAUCAACAGUGCCGGUACCACCAUACGUAUCAUCGGCAGCGUCGGUACCACUACACGUAUCAUCGGAAGCACCGGUACCACCGCCAGCAGCGUCAGCAGUACCACCAUCGUUAGCAGCAGCGCCCCCUGGGCCAUCAUCCAUCACCCGCACAGUAGUCCACCUGAGAAAGGAUCGCGGGAAACCCUUCCAACCAGCAAAGUUCGGCAAAUGUCUGCUUGAAUACUUCGGCAUCCAUGACGACUUCGGGCGGGUGGAGUGUUAUAUAGAAGAUAACAUCGUGUACCUGCAACCAGCAGCCUCCUCCUCUCAGGGCAAGCCCCGGAACACGCACACUGACCAUCGUAAUAGCCAGCCCAUGGGUUUCAGGUUCCAGCAUCCACCCUUCUGCGUCGCCCACAAGAUCAAGCCCGAAGAGAAGGAGGCACUCCCGCCGGAGAUACUGGAGCGUGGUGUGGACGUCGGGGUCUGUAUCCUCUUGGAGGCUGCCGAGAGAUGCCUUCUCAUGACGCGUCGAGCGCAGCACAUGAGAACCUUUCCCGGGGUUUGGGUCCCUCCUGGGGGCCAUGUAGAGAAAGGUGAGACGCUGGAGGAGGCAGGUCUACGGGAGGUGAUGGAGGAAACUGGGCUACACGUGAUACUGAAGAAAGCAGAGGCGGAGAAUGAAAUAUCAGCACCAAAGGAAAAUCCACGGUCGUCGUUUAUGCUAGAGGAAGGGUGUCGGGUGUUAGGACUGUGGGAGUCCCUCUAUCCUCCUGUGCUCUACAUGGGACUACCCCAAAGACACCAUUUGGUUGUGUACCUUCACCUCAAGGCACCCCUCAUGACUUCAGACCUGCAGCGGAGACUCAAGCUUAAUAACGAAGAAGUGGAUGCAAGCCUGUGGCUGACACAGGAGAUGGCUGAGGUGGUGGUGUAUGGCUCCUCCAGACCCGCCUCCAGGGACAUCCCCAUCACUCUGGUUAACACCGGGGGAGAGCAUGCGCAGGGCAUCCUCAACCCCAAGGCACUCAGGAAGAAGAUGCCAGAGCCAGGCUUCGAGGUGGAGCGUCUCACCACAGGAACCAGGUAUGCGCUGAAGUUGUGGCUUCAGGAACUGUAUGUGAGGAAUGAAAAGAGAGGUGAGCAGGUAACCUGCUUCACCAUACAGGGCUCUAAGAGAGGUCGACCUCCCUCGCUACCCUCAGGUCGACUCCAGGGCAAGAAGAGCAACCCGCGACGCAUUUACACCUCUGAGGCCCCCACCACUACUACAGCACCGCUCACUAUCGAACCGCAUGUAGCCACGGCAGGCUGUGGUUCCUCUUAACCUGUAGCCAUUAGUCAUGGCAGGUUAGUGAUCCUUGUAGUCUCCGCCAGCUUAUAGCCACGGCAGUUUGUGGUCUUCACUAGCCACGGCAGCUUGUGAUCUCCGCCAGCCUUUAGCCACGGCAGCUUGUGGUCUCUACAAGCUAGUAGCCACGGCAGCUUAUGGUCUCUGCAAGCUUGUAGCCACGGUAGCGUGUGGUCUUUGCAAGCUUGUAACCACGGUAGCGCGUGGUCUUUGCAAGCUUGUAACCACGGUAGCGUGUGGUCUUUGCAAGCUUGUAGCCACGGCAGCUUGUGGUCUCCACAAGCUUAUAGCGACGGCAGGAGACAGAUAAAGCAAGUACCUAUAAAGCCUAUGAAGGAAUUCAACAAGAAGAGGCUACAACAAACAAUAACUUCUAGUGUACAAAAUGCAGUUCAAAGGACUCCAUUCCGAACCACUAAAACUUUUAAUUCUCUAUAUUUUUUUUUUACGUUUUGUUAUAUAUGAAAGUGCAAUUUUAAUGUA
Messenger RNA from Cherax quadricarinatus, 3284 nucleotides. Its product is annotated as nucleoside diphosphate-linked moiety X motif 17-like. Gene Ontology annotation, cellular component: cytosol; peroxisome. NCBI's taxonomy places the organism in Eukaryota, Metazoa, Arthropoda, Malacostraca, Decapoda, Parastacidae. Gene Ontology annotation, biological process: NAD+ catabolic process; NADP+ catabolic process. Gene Ontology annotation, molecular function: NADH pyrophosphatase activity. The record is from RefSeq and is a predicted model, not a curated record.